AUGGUGAACAAACAGACACCAACGGACAUUGAUAUCUUUCGGAUUUUGACGGGUGUCACCCCCUGGGAGGAAAUAUCGGCACUUCCCUCGACGUAUUCGUCCAACUCUUUCACGAAGCGUCUACUGAGCUGGGGUGUCGAAAGUAGAGGCAUAUCCCCCGUCCCAUCUUCCCAAAGAACCGAUACUUCCUACUACAAACUCUUCUUCAUAUGGUUCACGAUGAAUUUUAACAUACUAUCCUUCUCUGCUGGGACUCUCGGUCCUGUGGCGUAUGGGUUGGGGAUCAGGGAAUCAUGUCUGGUGAUCUUGUUUUUCAAUGCACUGUGUUGUGCGCCUCCGGCAUAUUUUGCAACAUGGGGUCCGAAAUUGGGAAUGAGACAGAUGGUGCAGGCGAGGUUCUCUUUUGGAUAUUACGGUGUCAUCCUCGUCUGCAUCCUCAACCUCAUCGUGAUGACUGGUUUUUGUAUCUUAAAUGCUAUUCUAGGUGGACAAACACUUGCCAGUGUGGCUGACGGGAAUCUUACUUGGAAUGCAGGUAUCGUAAUCGUCGUGAUUAUUUCCCUAGCUUUAUCGUUCUGCGGGUACUCGAUACUCACUUGGUAUGAACGCAUCGCCUGGUUCCCCGUCCUUGUCGUUUACCUCGUUGCCCUCGGUCUCGGCGGAAAAUACCUCAACGACAUCCCCGCCUCUGCCCCAGCCAGCACAGCGACCGCACCGACAAUACUAUCCUUCGCGUCGACCAUAGCGGGGUUCGUAAUAACAUAUUCACCUCUGGCGUCGGAUUUCACCAUUUAUUUCAAGCCGAGUGUGUCGAGUACUAAAAUCCUCCUAUACACAUACCUGGGUCUCUUUAUCCCGGUUGUAUCCGUUCAAUGCUUAGGUGCAGCGUUCUCUGCUGUCGCGCUCUCUCCUACUUUGCCCCCAUCCUCCGUUCCAGCCACCUGGGCCCAAUCUUAUUCCUCCUCAUCGGUUGGCGGACUUCUCCAAUCUAUCCUUUCCCCCGCCGGACGCUUUGGUGAUUUCCUGACGGUGCUAUUGAGUUUAAGCGUGGCAGGGAAUAUCGCGGCUACGUUUUAUUCGAUAGGAUUUAACAUCCAGUUAGCGAUGCCGGUGUUGAUCGUGGUGCCGAGAUAUGUGUUUUCAGUGGUUAUUACUGCUAUUGUCCUCCCAUUAGCAAUCGUCGGCUCACAUACAUUCUAUGACACGCUCGAGGAUUUUCUCGGACUAAUUGGUUACUGGUGCUCGGCCUUCAUUGCCAUUCUCCUCGUCGAACACUUUGUCUUUCGGAGACGUUACUCCUCCCAAAACCCCUCACAUACCAACACCGACAACCAAAAUGAACCCCUCACUGAUUGGGCCAGGUUCUACCCCCCAACGCACUGGAAUGCUCCUUCGUUACUUCCAUCCGGUAUCAGCGCAAUCGCAGCUGGAAUUAUCUGUUUUGGUCUCGUCGUUCCCUCUAUGGCGCAGAUUUGGUUCACAGGGCCGAUUGCGGAGAAAACGGGUGAUAUUGGGUUUGAGUUGGCGUUUGUGUUUGCAGGGGUGGUGUAUACAUGCCUGAGGGGGGUGGAGGUGAAGUGGAAGGGGAGGUUGUAG
Molecule: messenger RNA, 1596 nt
Organism: Lentinula edodes (shiitake mushroom)
Lineage: Eukaryota; Fungi; Basidiomycota; Agaricomycetes; Agaricales; Omphalotaceae
Product: NCS cytosine-purine permease
Exons: 8
Coding region: 1-1596 (531 amino acids)
Biological process (GO): transmembrane transport
Cellular component (GO): plasma membrane
Molecular function (GO): transmembrane transporter activity
Source: RefSeq, a predicted model, not a curated record